AUGGUUGGUGGAAAGUUUGAAGUUGAGUUGGUGCAGCUGAAGUAUUUUGUUGCUGUCAUAACCUCACAUGCGGUAGGGAGGCCGCAGGUGCGAUGCUCGCAGAAGCGGAAGGCAGCCGCAGAUGCAGCCAAGAAGAAGAUCAUCAGGAACCACAGAAGUGGUGAAGUGGGCGCACCUACAGUAGCACAUGUGAUUAGGCUGCAGAAGCGAGAAAAGGACCGCAGGUGCGGAAAGUCUGGGUCAGAAAAUCCAAGUGUUUUCUCGUUAGUAGAUAUGCAGGCCGUUGCUGUGGAGACUCAAGAAAUCGAGUCAUCUGAGCCUUUGGAGGAGUCAAUGGAAGAGGAACAAGCUGCUUACAUUCUUGGAUUUGUCGUGCCAGAGAAAAAAAAUUACAUUCCUUAUAUAAAGGCCGAGAACAAAGGGUUUAUUUACUGCGAUAUGAAACCGAGUAAUGUACUUGUUUUUCUUAUUAUUGAUCACGAAUAUGAUAGUAUUGUGGAUGUGUGCCUCAAGUUGGCCGAUUUUGGACUGUCUUUGAGAGUGGUAGAAAACGAAACACAUACAUAUUGGGAUAGAGGCUCAAAGAAGUGUUGUUAUAAUAGAGGGGCUCUACUUUAUGCGUCCCCAGAAUCUACAGCUUGUAAGAUUCAUGGUAAAGCUGUUGAUAUUUGGGCAAUUGGUUGCAUAGUUGUAGAAAUGAUCACAGGGAGGCGGUUAUCGUCAUGUUGUGAAGGUAUUGAUGAUUUGGACUUUAAGAUUACACAUGAAGAACCUGUGAUUUCGAGUAACGUUUCUAAUAUAUGCAAAGACUUUCUGGCCAAGUGUUUUGAAAUGGAUCAUAGUUGGAGAUGGACUGCAGAUAUGCUACUCAGUCAGCCAUUCAUCAAGAGUGGUACGUUUAGUAAAUAUCAUCCAGAAGAUCAUGGGCUGAUCACUAAUAAGGUUAUUCUUAACCCUUUUAGUCAUGGCCGCAGAAGUUGGGUUUCUAAGCAGCACUGGUAUUCAACGUGCUUUCAUGUGCCUUCAAGUGAUAACCUCAGACCGGGAUAUGCUAUUUUUCCAGCAGAGAAGGCACAAUUUAGUCAGCUAGCAUGCAACUGA
Messenger RNA from Nicotiana tabacum (common tobacco), 1101 nucleotides. Its product is annotated as mitogen-activated protein kinase kinase kinase 20-like. Gene Ontology annotation, biological process: signal transduction; protein phosphorylation. Lineage: Eukaryota; Viridiplantae; Streptophyta; Magnoliopsida; Solanales; Solanaceae. Gene Ontology annotation, molecular function: ATP binding; protein kinase activity. The record is from RefSeq and is a predicted model, not a curated record.